Verruconis gallopava is the source of this 1398-nucleotide messenger RNA. RefSeq lists its product as uncharacterized. Gene Ontology annotation, cellular component: membrane. The transcript has 2 exons. The record is from RefSeq and is a predicted model, not a curated record. The coding region runs from base 187 to 1194 and encodes 335 amino acids. Lineage: Eukaryota; Fungi; Ascomycota; Dothideomycetes; Venturiales; Sympoventuriaceae.
GCCUUGGGUCUAUAAAGAUGAUGGAGACUCUCGCUCGACAUCGGUGCAUUCUCACAGCAGUUUUGGCGUUUGUUAUUCACCCGCGCGGCACAAACAUCCUCGGUCCUGUUUGAACAUAUAACAUCGCUUCGUGCAUUUUGUAUAUCCUUUCACUCGUCUCAUCCUUUUAUCUUUACCACUAUCACCAUGCCUCAGUGUCUUCCAAAGGACGACCCGAACAGGGUCUGGCCGUUUUGCCCUUCGGUCGUUCCGUCGGCCCUCUUCGCCGUGCUCUUCGGUAUCCUCACUGUCGCCCAUUUCGUCCAAGCCAUCGUGCACCGCAAGAUGUAUUGCUGGGUCAUCGUGGUGGCUUCGCUGUGGCAAACCGCUACCUACGCGCUGCGCGAAUACUCGGUGUACAACCAGAAGAACGUGGGCGUAUACUCUCUGUGGUUCGUCAUGAUCCUCGUCGGGCCCUUGUGGAUCAACGCCUUCGUGUACAUGGUCGUCGCACGUCUGGUGUGGUGCUUCAUGCCCAACAAGAGACUGGGCGGCGUCAGAGCUUGGAGAUUCGGCACCAUCUUCGUGCUCCUCGACAUCCUUGCCUUCCUGGUCCAAGUGGCAGGUGCCUCCAUGGCUUCAGGAAACAACCUCACCUACGACCAGAUCAUGCGCGGCCUGCACAUCUAUAUGGGUGGGGUGGGCCUGCAGCAGUUCUUUAUCCUCGCCUUCACAGGCCUCCUGAUCCGUUUCCAGCUGCGCUACAAGCGCGAGAACCCGCAUCCGACAUCCGCGGCGCCGAUGCGCUUGCUGUACGUCCUGUACGCCGUGCUCACCCUCAUCACCGUGCGUAUCAUCUUCCGGCUGGUCGAGUACUCGUCCGGCUACGAGUCCGGCAUCCCAACACACGAGGCUUACACCUUCGUGCUCGAGAGCUUGCCCAUGUUUGUGGCCGUGCUGCUGCUGAACCUUGUGCACCCAGGUCGUGUCAUGCCGGGAAAGGAGAACAACAUUCCUUCCAAGAAGGUGCGAAAGCAGAUGGUCGAGGAGGGGCUGCUGCCAGGGAGAAGGGGUAAGGGAUCCAGGAAAUCGUUGAGAGGCUCAUCUUCGGAUACGGAGUUGGCCUGGUCGCAGACUCGUCCCAUGCCAAGUGCUUCGCAUCAUGUGCCUGAGUCCGGAGUUGUGGACAGCUAUGAGAGCUACAGACAUGCCUAGAACAAACAAAGAGACUCAAUUUGGUGCAAUGUAUGCAAAUAGCAUGAGCGAUGGCGUUUAGGAAGAAAUUGAGAAAUAGGUUUUAUGGGUCAAAAAUUCACAGCACAGAUGGGAAAUCGUGUAUUUUCUCUUCGGUUCGUGGAACACGGAGAAUGAAAACUGCGAUUAGCCGUAACGUAAUCUGAAUGUCUUGACUUUCGUAUU